Gorilla gorilla gorilla (western lowland gorilla) is the source of this 4066-nucleotide messenger RNA. Its product is annotated as caspase recruitment domain-containing protein 8. Lineage: Eukaryota; Metazoa; Chordata; Mammalia; Primates; Hominidae. Gene Ontology annotation, biological process: regulation of canonical NF-kappaB signal transduction; regulation of apoptotic process. Bases 164 to 2002 code for a protein of 612 amino acids. Gene Ontology annotation, molecular function: cysteine-type endopeptidase activator activity involved in apoptotic process. The transcript is spliced from 14 exons. Gene Ontology annotation, cellular component: NLRP3 inflammasome complex. The record is from RefSeq and is a predicted model, not a curated record.
AAAAAUUCUCCUGAUUAACAUGAAAACUAGCUUUUAUGGACACUCUUUGAAGUCUCACCAUUCCACCACAAAAUGCAGGAAAGCUAACAAAGUCUCUCAGUUGAAGAUAUCCAAGGGUUAAUAGAGAUACAGUGGAGAAAUAAAUAAAUACAACUUUUGAUAUAUGGGAAGAAGGAGAUGUUCAAAAAAGAGGUGUCCGAAAUGGCUUUUCAGAUGGCUGUGUGGAUGCAGAUGCAAUCAGAGCUCAACGAAGGAGUAUUCUGUGCCUUGCUGCCAUUACAGAGAGCAUCACCGUGGCGAACGGGACAUGACUGCAGCAGCUUCCGUUUCCCAUCAGAUAGCAUUCCAUAAGACACCUGGAGGAUCAUGCCAUUCAAGUGUGGAAGAGACGAGCAACACACAAAAUAUCCCAACGCCUGAGUAUCAGGUGGAGGCAGGGGAAUCAGAGUACAGCAUUCUUCCUGAGCCACAACCACAUCAACCCGCUGAGGAUGAGGAUUCCAGAAUUUUGCUACAGAAAACAAUCAUGCAAGAAGAAAAGAAAGAAAAGGAGCCAAGAUUGCUAAGAAAAGAAGUAAUUUUCUUUAAGUGUCCAAGACAUCAUCACCUGAGCAAUUUCCUAAAAACCCACUCAAAAAAGAGUGCUCAUCGCAGAUGGAACAAUGGCAAAAGCACAUUUGAGCAAAGUGGAAGGGAAACUUCGAAGAGGGAAAUUUUACUCUCUGUACCAACCUACAGAGUAUCAGAAGACCAGGAAUCUUCGGAGGGACAAGAUUCAGGAGCUGUUUCCUCAGAAGAGGAUAAAAUAACUUCCUGUUUUGCUGCUAAAGUCUGUUUUGAGGUCAAACAAGAUUAUACAAAUCAUCAGUUUCUGGGGCCUGAAGGAAAUGUGGAUGUUGAGUUGAUUGAUAAGAGCACAAACAGAUACAGCGUUUGGUUCCCCACUGCUGGCUGGUAUCUGUGGCCAGCCACAGGCCUCGGCUUCCUGGUAAGGGAUGCAGUCACGGUGACGAUUGCAUUUGGUUCCUGGAAUCAGCACCUGGCCCUGGACCUGCAGCACCAUGAACAGUGGCUGGUGGGCGGCCCCUUGUUUGAUGUCACUGCAGAGCCAGAGGAGGCUGUCGCUGAAAUCCACCUCCCCCACUUCAUCUCCCUCCAAGCAGGUGAGGUGGACGUCUCCUGGUUCCUCGUUGCCCAUUUUAAGGAUGAAGGGAUGGUCCUGGAGCAUCCAGCCCGGGUGGAGCCUUUCUAUGCUGUCCUGGAAAAGCCUAGCUUCUCUCUGAUGGGCAUCCUGCUGCGGAUCGCCAGCGGGACCUGCCUCUCCAUCCCCAUCACUUCCAACACAUUGAUCUAUUAUCACCCCCACCCCGAAGAUAUUAAGUUCCACUUGUACCUUGUCCCCAGCGACGCCUUGCUAACGAAGGCGAUAGAUGAUGAGGAAGAUCGCUUCCAUGGUGUGCGCCUGCAGACUUCGCCCCCAGUGGAACCCCUGAACUUUGGUUCCAGUUAUAUUGUGUCUAAUUCUGCUAACCUGAAAGUAAUGCCCAAGGAGUUGAAAUUGUCCUACAGGAGCCCUGGAGAAAUUCAGCACUUCUCAAAAUUCUAUGCUGGGCAGAUGAAGGAACCCAUUCAACUUGAAAUUACUGAAAAAAGACAUGGGACUUUGGUGUGGGAUACUGAGGUGAAGCCAGUGGAUCUCCAGCUUGCAGCUGCAUCAGCCCCUCCUCCUUUCUCAGGUGCAGCCUUUGUGAAGGAGAACCACCGGCAACUCCAAGCCAGGAUGGGGGACCUGAAAGGGGUGCUCGAUGAUCUCCAAGACAAUGAGGUUCUCACUGAGAAUGAGAAGGAGCUGGUGGAGCAGGAAAAGACACGGCAGAGCAAGAAUGAGGCCUUGCUGAGCAUGGUGGAGAAGAAAGGGGACCUGGCCCUGGAGCUGCUCUUCAGAAGCAUUAGUGAAAGGGACCCUUACCUCGUGUCCUAUCUUAGACAGCAGAAUUUGUAAAAUGAGUCAGUUAGAUAGUCUGGAAGAGAGAAUCCAGCGUUCUCAUUGGAAAUGGAUAAACAGAAAUGUGAUCAUUGAUUUCAGUGUUCAAGACAGAAGAAGACUGGGUAACAUCUAUCACACAGGCUUUCAGGACAGACUUGUAACCUGGCAGGUACCUAUUGACUGUAUCCUCAUGCAUUUUCCUCAAGAAUGUCUGAAGAAGGUAGUAAUAUUCCUUUUAAAUUUUUUCCAACCAUGGCUUGAUAUGUCACUAUUUUAUCCAUUGACAUGAUUCUUGAAGACCCAGGAUAAAGGACAUCCAGAUAGGUGUGUUUAUGAAUGAUGGGGCCUGGAAAGGCAACUUUUCCUGAUUAAUGUGAAAAAUAAUUCCUAUGGACACUCCAUUUGAAGUAUCACCUUCUCAUAACUAAAAGCAGAAAAGCUAACAAAAGCUUCUCAGCUGAGGACACUCAAGGCAUACAUGAUGAUAGUCUUUUUUUUUUUUUUGUAUGUUAGGACUUUAACACUUUAUCUAUGGCUACUGUUAUUAGAAUAAUGUAAAUGUAUUUGCUGAAAGAGAGCACAAAAAUGGGAGAAAAUGCAAACAUGAGCAGAAAAUAUUUUCCCACUGGUGUGUAGCCUGCUACAAGGAGUUGUUGGGUUAAAUGUUCAUGGUCAACUCCAAGGAAUACUGAGAUGAAAUGUGGUAGAUCAACUCUACAGAACCACCAAAAAGAAAAUGAGGGUAAUUCAGCUUAUUCUGAGACAGACAUUCCUGGCAAUGUACCAUACAAAAAAUAAGCCAACUCUGACAUUUGGAUUCUACCAUAGACUCUGUCAUUUUGUAGCCAUUUCAGCUGCCUUUUGAUUAAUGUUUUCAUGGCACACAUAUUUCCAUCCUUUUAUGUUUAAUCUAUUUAAAACAAGUUUCUAGUAGACACCAUCUGGUUGAGUCAGUUUUUUAUGGUGUAUUUUGAACCCAUUCUGGUAAUCUCUUUUAACUGGAAAAUUUCAAUUACUUACAUUAAUGUAAUUAUUAAUAUGUUAGGAUUUAUCCUCAGUCAGCCAGUUUGUUAUGUCUUUCCUAUUCUACUGUUAUUACAUUUGUACCACUUAAAGUGGAAUCUAGGCACUUUAUCACCAUUUAGAUCCUAUUACCUUUUCUCAUCUAGGAUAUAGUUAUCUUCUACAUAAUCUUUCUGUAUCUUAAAACCCAUCAAUAAAUUAUUAUAUAUUUUCUACUUUUAAUCACUCAGAAGAUUUAAAAAACUCAUGAGAAGAGUAAUCUGUUAUGUUUUUCCAGAUAUUUACCAUUUCUGUUGCUCUUCCUUCAUUAUUUUCCAGAUUUCAUUCUGCAAAUUUCCACUUCAUCUCAUAGACGUUUUUUAGUUCUUUUAGAGUGGUUCUGAUAGGUACAGAUUCUCUUAUUUUUUGCUUCCUCUUAGGACAUCUUUUUCUCACCUUCAUUCUCAGUGAUGUUUUUUGCUUGAUGUAGUAUUUUUAGUUGACAUUGUUUUCUGUUCAGCAGUUUCCUUUUAGCUUCUGAUGAGAAAUCUGCAGUCAUUCAAAUUGUUGUUUCCCUGUAUGUAGUGUGUCAUUUUUCUGUCAGAUUUCAAGGUAUUUUUCUUUAUCUUUAGUUUUUAGCCAUUUCAUUAUGUUGGGGAUGAGUUUCCUUGUUUUAUUCCCUUUGGAAUUUGCUCCAAUUCAUAAAUUUGCAGUUUUAUGUCUUUUACCAAACUUAGAGGUUUUCAGCCUAAUUUCUAAAAAUACUUUUUAUUAGCCUGAUUUUCAUCUUUAUAGGAAAUAGUUUAAGUGAUGACAAGUUCCAAUAGCUUAUAUGCCCAGAAGGCCUUCAAAAUAAGAAUUUUGAAAGAAUACAGAAAACAAACUUUUAUAUCCUUCUCAUGUCUUCUACUGUAAAAUUCAUAUGCUUUGCUACUCUAAACCUAGUUUGAAAUAAACAGUCUUGAGAAUAGAUGAAAAUUUUGAUGAAUAGUGGAAUUCCUUUAAAUGGAAACCUCUUACAUGUGAUUUUCCUUGCCAUCUAGAAAUAAACCAUAGUAUUUAUGUUGAAUCAAUCAA